CUGUUCUCGGUUUCAAGUCCACCGAACUCAUAGGGGCAACCCCCGCAAAAUUGGCGCACCUGAAAAUGGGAUGGCGGGGUAACGACGUCCGGAUAAUCUUCCCCAACUGCUAUUCAGCUCUUUUAAAUACUCAACCCUCAAUUCCCAACGUAUUCAUUGACAGUAAAUUGCCUUAUAGCACAUUCUUUCGAUCCUUCAGUGUGAAUAAAGAAACCUGAAUCAUCGCCGCCUCCAAUACCCUAAACCGCACGACGCGCCGCCACCAUGCCCAAAACGACCCCUCCUCUGGCGGAUGUCAUCCCCCCUCUCAUCUUCGGAACAGCGGUUUUCAACCACCAGUUUAAUAGCGAUCCAUUUUCGUUGCCCUCCACUACUCUCGUGCACCACGCAUUAUCUUCCGGAGUCUCCGGCUUCGAUACCUCGCCAUACUACGGCCCCAGCGAAGAAAUCCUCGGCGCCGCUCUUAUAGCACCCAUCGCCGAAACGAAGGCGCCAUUUCCCCGCGACCAGUAUACAAUCCUUACAAAAGUGGGCAGGAUAGCCGCGGAUGAGUUCGACUACUCGCCGGAAUGGAUACGGAAGAGCAUUGCGCGCUCCCUGCAACGCCUGCACACAGACUACCUGGACGUUGUAUACUGCCACGACGUUGAGUUCGUGACCCCUGCAGAGGCGCUGGGGGCUAUAAAAGAGCUACGCAGGAUACGGGAUGAGGAUGGGAGCAUCAAGUACGUGGGAAUCUCCGGAUUCCCAGUUGAAACUCUCUGCGAUUUGGCAGAGAUGAUCCUGCGGGAGACCGGGGAACCUCUUGAUAUCGUCCAGAGCUACGGGAACUACACAGUGCAGAACCAGACUCUGAAGAACAAGGGUGUACAACGCUUCAAAGCAGCUGGUGUGGAUGUAGUUCCCAAUGCGAGUAUACUGGGGAUGGGUCUGCUGCGGACCCAGGGUGUGCCGACAGGGAGCAUGGGGAACUGGCAUCCAGCUCCGGAUGGCCUGCGUAAAGUGUGCCAGGAUGCCGUGCGAGUUUGUGCAGCGAAGAAUGAGACCCUUGAGAAUGUUGCCACGCGUUGGUCAUUAGAGCAUUGGCUCGUGGAUGGGGCGGAGGUGGGCACGUCAUCUUCUGUAGUGGAUGGACAGAAGAUUGGCGUUAGUGUUAUUGGUGUGAGCAAUUUGGUGGAAUUAGAAGGGGCUUUGAAAGUGUGGCAGAGCGUGAAAGAUGGUGUGCAAAGUGGGGUAGAAGAAGGCAAGAAGACCGAAAGUUUGAACAGGAGGAGGCACAUCGAUGAAAUAGUACUUGGGAUAUAUGAGGUGCUAGGGAAGUGGAGAGAUUUCGCCUGGGACAGUCCAGGCGCAGAAUUUGUGAACAAAGCUGCGAAAUAGAGUCUCACGAAGAUAAACACGAUUCAAUAUAGUUUGUAUCAAAGCAUGGAU
Molecule: messenger RNA, 1431 nt
Organism: Pseudogymnoascus verrucosus
Lineage: Eukaryota; Fungi; Ascomycota; Leotiomycetes; Thelebolales; Thelebolaceae
Exons: 1
Coding region: 265-1380 (371 amino acids)
Biological process (GO): dehydro-D-arabinono-1,4-lactone biosynthetic process
Cellular component (GO): cytosol
Molecular function (GO): D-arabinose 1-dehydrogenase [NAD(P)+] activity
Source: RefSeq, a predicted model, not a curated record